This is a messenger RNA of Haemorhous mexicanus (house finch), 5768 nucleotides long. RefSeq names its product synaptotagmin 11 (gene SYT11). Gene Ontology annotation, biological process: regulation of calcium ion-dependent exocytosis; vesicle fusion; calcium-ion regulated exocytosis. Gene Ontology annotation, molecular function: phosphatidylserine binding; calcium ion binding; calcium-dependent phospholipid binding. The record is from RefSeq and is a predicted model, not a curated record. NCBI's taxonomy places the organism in Eukaryota, Metazoa, Chordata, Aves, Passeriformes, Fringillidae. The transcript has 4 exons. Gene Ontology annotation, cellular component: axon; synapse; membrane. Bases 126 to 1412 code for a protein of 428 amino acids.
CGCGGGCGGGGCGGGGCCGGGCGGGGCGAGCGCCGCAGCGGGACCAGUCGGCAGCUCCUGCAUCCCGGCCGCCAGCAUCCUCCGCACCGGGCCCGCACCCCCGCGGCCCCGGCCUCGGCGGGGCCAUGGCCGAGAUCACCAGCGUCCACCCCGGCUUCGAUGUGUCCCCCGUGGUGGCAGGACUCAUUGGAGCCACUGUGCUGGUGGUUUCUGUCUCAGUCACAGUCUUUGUGUGGACAUGCUGUCACCAGCAAGCAGAAAAGAAGCACAAAACCCCCCCCUACAAAUUCAUUCACAUGCUGAAAGGCAUCAGCAUCUACCCGGAGACCUUGAGCAACAAGAAGAAAAUCAACCGGAUCCGCAGAGACAAGAGCGGCCCGGCCAGGGAGGGGGGCAGCGGGGGGAACCUGCUGGUGGAUGCUGCUGAGGCUGGCUUGGUGGGCCCCAACAAGGCUCCAGAGGGACCCCCCCAGGUGGAGCAGCUCCCCAUCAAAGUCGAGUAUGGAGAUGAACUCAGCCCGGAUCAAAGCCUCACCCCGGGAGGGAGCAAAACCUCCUCUCCCUCCUCGCCGGGCGACGACGUCCUGCUGGGAGACCUGACUUUCUCAGUGGACUACAACUUCCCCAAAAAAGCCCUGGUGGUCACCAUCCAGGAGGCCCACGGGCUGCCCGUGAUGGAUGAGCACACCCAGAGCUCCGACCCUUACAUCAAGAUGACGAUUCUGCCCGACAAGAGGCACCGCGUCAAGACCCGCGUGCUGCGCAAGACGCUGGAGCCCGUGUUCGACGAGACCUUCACCUUCUACGGGAUCCCCUACAGCCACCUGCAGGACCUGGUGCUGCACUUCCUGGUGCUCAGCUUCGACCGCUUCUCCCGGGAUGAUGUGAUCGGGGAGGUGAUGGUGCCCCUGGCGGGGGUGGAUCCCAGCACUGGCAAGGUCCAGCUCACCAGGGAGAUCCUCAAAAGGAACAUACAGAAGUGCACCAGCAGAGGGGAGCUGCAGGUGUCCCUGUCCUACCAGCCCGUGGCACAGAGGAUGACUGUGGUGGUGCUGAAGGCCAGGCACUUGCCAAAGAUGGACAUCACUGGCCUCUCAGGUAACCCCUACGUCAAGGUGAACGUUUACUACGGCCGCAAGCGCAUCGCCAAGAAGAAGACUCACGUCAAGAAGUGCACGCUGAACCCCGUGUUCAACGAGUCCUUCAGCUACGAGCUGGCGGCCGAGCUGGUGCCCGAGGUCAGCGUGGAGUUCCUGGUGAUCUCCUUCGAGCGCACCACCAAGAGCCAGGCCGUGGGCCGGCUGGUGCUGGGCGCGCACAGCGCCACGGCCGCGGGCCGCCAGCACUGGCAGCGCGCCUGCGGCGGCGGCGGCGCGGCCGUGGCCGAGUGGCACAGCCUGAGCGAGUACUAGAGCGGGGAACGGGCGGGAGGGCCGCAGGGGGGGAACGGGGAAGGAGGGCUGGGAACAGAAUCCGCGUUCUCUUCAGCUCAUGGUUCUGCAGGGCGCUAAAAUUGGGGAAGGAGGGGUGGGAACAGAAUCCAAAUUCUCUUUAGGUCAUGUGGUUCUGCAGGGUGCUAAAAUUGGGGAAGGGUGGGAACAGAAUCCAAAUUCUCUUUAGUUCAUGUGGUUCUGCAGGGCGCUAAAAUCCUAAAAUUGGGGAGGGAAGGAUGGGAACAUAAUCCAAAUUCUCUUUAGGUCAUGGUUCUGCAGGGCGCUAAAAUUGGGGAAUUAAGGAUGGGAAAAGAAUCCAAAUUCUCUUUAGGUAAUGUGGUUCUGCAGGGCACUAAAAUUGGGGAGGGAAUGAUGGGAACAUAAUCCAAAUUCUCUUUAGGUCAUGUUCUGCAGGGCACUAAAACUGGGGAGGGAAGGAUGGGAAAUAAUCCAAAUUCUCUUUAGGUCAUGGUUCUGCAGGGCGCUAAAAUCCUAAAAUUGGGGAGGGAAUGAUGGGAACAUAAUCCAAAUUCUCUUUAGUUCAUGUUCUGCAGGGCACUAAAAUCCUAAAACUGGGGAGGGAAGGAUGGGAAAUAAUCCAAAUUCUCUUUAGCUCAUGUGGUUCUGCAGGGCACUAAAAUUGGGGAAUUAAGGAUGGGAAAAUAAUCCAAAUUCUCUUUAGUUCAUGUUCUGCAGGGCGCUAAAACUGGGGAGGGAAGGAUGGGAAAUAAUCCAAAUUCUCUUUAGUUCAUGUUCUGCAGGGCACUAAAAUUGAGGAAGGAAUGAUGGGAAAUAAUACAAAUUCUCUUUAGUUGAUGUGGUUUUUCAAGGCACUAAAAUCCUAAAAUUGGGGAAGGAAUGAUGGGAAACUAAUAAUAAAAAUUCUCUUUAGUUCAUGUUCUGCAGGGCACUGAAAUUGGGGAAGGAAUGAUGGGAAAAUAAUACAAAUUCUCUUUAGUUGAUGUGGUUUCUGCAGGGCACUAAAAUCCUAAAAAAUAGGGGAAUAUCUACAAAAAAUAAAACAAAAUGGGGAAUAAAUGAUAAAGAAAUAAUUUUAAAAAUAGGUUCUCUUUAGUUGAUGUGGUUUUUGCAGGGCCCUAAAAUCCUGAAAAAAUGGGGACUAAAUCAUAAAAAAAAAUCAUUUUCAAACAAAGUUCUCGUUAGUGGGUGUGGUUUGGCAAGGCACUAAAACCCUAAAAAAAACAAACAAAAAACAAAAAAAAAAAGGUGGGGAAUAAAGGCUAAGAAAGAAACUGAAAACCAAGGUUCUAUUGGUUGAUGUGGUUCUGCAGGGCACCAAAACCCUAAAAGAGGGAAAUCAAUGCUGAGAGAGCAAGAAGUGACCUAUACAUAGCAGUGUACUCACGCUAUUGCAUGCCUACUACAAACUGAGAUCAGUAUCAUGCCAACACCAGGUUUAAUCCCAUUUUCUGUCACUAUGGAGUUGUGUUUGUGCCGAGCUGUCUCUGCUGGUGUCCACCAGGACUGGCCUGGCCUCACCAGGCUUCUCCCAAAGUUUUGCAUUCUGCUGUUGAACCUCUCGUUUCUCGUCCCGAUUUUUUCUCGCCUGCCCAUCGGUUCCGUGCUGGUUUGGGAGGUCCCAGCCACGAUUCCAGCUGAAUUCUGCACUGGCACAAGAGGAAAAUGGCACUGGCCUCCAGAGAAGGAACAGUUCUGUGGCAGGCACUGAAAUCCUCGUCCUUGAGAUGGUCCUGGGGGAGCUGGGGGUCACAGCAGCCCAGGGGGGACCCGAGAAUCCAAACCCCAACCAGAUCCCAUUGCUUUGGGCACAGGGGGCAGGGAUGGGGGAAAUCCUGCUGGGCUUCACUGAUUCCAUCCUCAAUCUGCAUCUAAUCCUGCUGGGCUUCACUGAUUCCAUCCUCAAUCUGCAUCUAAUCCUGCUCAGAUUCAUCUGAUUCCAUCCUCAAUCUGCAUCUAAUCCUGCUCAGAUUCAUCUGAUUCCAUCCUCAAUCUGCAUCUAAUCCUGCUGGGUUUCACUAAUUCCAUCCUCUCUGCAUCUAAUCCUGCUCAGAUUCAUCUGAUUCCAUCUUUAAUCUGUAUUUAAUCCUGCUGGGUUUCACUUGAUUCCAUCCUCAAUCUGCAUCUAAUCCUGAUCAGAUUCAUCUGAUUCCAUCCUCAAUCUGCAUCUAAUCCUGCUCAGUUUUGUUUGAUUUCAUCCUCUCUGUGCAUUUAAUCCUGCUCAGUUUCAUUUUAUUUAAUCCUGCUCUGUUUAAUCUGAUUUAAUCCAGCUCAGUUUCAUUUGAUUCCAUCUUUAAUCUGCAUGUAAUUUUGCUCAGUUUGAUUUGAUUUCAUCCUCAAUCUGCAUUUAAUCCUGCUCAGUUUGAUUUGAUUUCAUCCUCUCUGCAUCUAAUCCUGCUUAGUUUCAUUUGAUUUCAUCCUCUCUGUGCAUUUAAUCCUGCACAGAUUCAUUUAAUUUCAUCCUCAAUCUGCAUCUAAUCCUGCCCAGAUUAAUUUGAUUCAAUCCAACUCAGUUUCAUUUGAUUCCAUCCUCAAUCUACAUUUAAUCCCGCUCAGCUUCAUUUGAUUUAAUCCUCUCUGCAUUUAAUCCUGCUCAGUUUGAUUUGAUUUCAUCCUGCUCAGUUUGAUCCCAUCCUCUCUUUUCUCCAAGAAACCCCAGACUCUGCUGUGCCCUGGAUUGCUGAGGAAACUUUCAAUCCUGACCCAGCAAACUCUGCUCAUUUCUGUCUGGUGGCAGCACAGAGCUGAGCCAGGCCAUGACAAGGUGACAAAUCCUCCCUUCAUCCCAGAAAUGAUGGCUCAGAAAUGAUCCUGCAGCCCCCAGACAGGGCAGAGCCAGGCCCAGAGCUGGAAUCCUGGAAUCCUGAAAUCCUGGCUGAUUCCAGAGCUGGAAUCCUGGAAUCCUGGCUGAUUCCAGAGCCAGGCCCAGAGCUGGAAUCCUGGAAUCCUGAAGUCCUGGCUGAUUCCAGAGCUGGAAUCCUGAAAUCCUGAAGUCCUGGCUGAUUCCAGAGCUGGAAUCCUGAAAUCCUGAAAUCCUGGCUGAUUCCAGAGCCUGGGAACCUCCUGAGGGGGAGCUGGCCCUGGCCAGAGGGCCCUGGGGCUGUUGGAGCCCUGCAGAGUUGAUAAAUUUGGCUGUGCUCCCUCAGCAUCCUGGAUUUGGCUGUUCUGCUCCCAGGGAAGCAGUGCUGGUGACUUGAGCAGAAAUAAUUUUAAUUUGUCAUUCCUGGGCUCUCCAAGAAGCAGAAUUGGGUUUGCAAAGAGGCUCCUCCUGCACAGCCCCAGGUUUGCAGGAAAGGAAAUUCAAAACUUUGCAAAUCUUUGGUUGAUCCCAGGCAGCUCUGAGCCCUCUGGGAUGCAAACAGGAAUGCAAAGAACAGACUAAUUAUUUUAAAAAUUAUCAUUUAACUACUUACAGGACUCAGCUGCUGCAUUUUGGAUCCCUGCUGGAAAAAUGAUCCUUUUCCCUUUCUGUGCCCUGAAAUGGGAAUGCCUGAGCCAGGCUCUGGCUCCCAGGGAGCAGCAGCACUUUGCCAUCUCUCCCAAGGCUUCAUUUCUAAAAAGUUGAUUUUUCUCCCUUGCUGAGCCUCUCUCCCAGGAGGAUUUUCCCCCUCCACCAUCCCCAGGACCAGGAUUUCUGCCUGAGGCUGUGGGAGAUUUUUUCAGUGUCCUAAACUCUUUUCUAGCUCUGUGGCUCAGAGUUCCCCUUUUUGGAAAAUCUCUUCCAAUCCUGAUUUUUUUUUUUUUUUUUUGCACUAAGCAAUUGUGUUGCUGCAAUUCCAGCAACUUUUCACCACUUUUCCUCAGAAAAUGCUUUUCCAACACCACCCCAAAAAUCUGACCAGGACUAAAAGCAGCAACAAAAUUCCCUUCUCCCUUUGGUGUGAAAAGCAUGACUAAGCCUAGAUGAUCUUAAAAUUCCUUUAGUUGAAAGGAAAAAAUGAAUUUCUUGUCAAGGAAACAUGCUCAGGGUAAAUAGACUUAGGCUGUCGGGCAGGUAGGAGUAGCUCCAACACUCUUCUGGAAUAAUAGGAAACUGAAAAUGUGCAGAUUUAUAUUUUUUAAAGCAUAAAAAUAGACAGUAAGUGACAGCAGACUCACUGUAAAAUCUCCCAGGUGUGGUUUAUUCUUUACCUUGUGUCUUCUAUUGUAAAAUGAACUUGGACAGUUACAACUUUGUGUGGAAAAUAAUAAAUAAUAAUAAUAAUAAUAAUCAAAGAAUAAAAGGCAAAAAAACCUAACUCAACCUGUGUGAAACUGCAUAAUGCUACAAGCUAACCUACAUUCUGUAAUGCUACCUUGUAUGUUGAAUUUGUUCAGGCACAUUGAGCGUGCAAAUAAAAAUGAAAAUCACUUUAA